Messenger RNA from Mus pahari (shrew mouse), 2113 nucleotides. It is a transcript of the gene Gjb6, whose product is annotated as gap junction protein beta 6. Gene Ontology annotation, cellular component: connexin complex. The record is from RefSeq and is a predicted model, not a curated record. NCBI's taxonomy places the organism in Eukaryota, Metazoa, Chordata, Mammalia, Rodentia, Muridae. Gene Ontology annotation, biological process: cell communication. Bases 609 to 1394 code for a protein of 261 amino acids. The transcript has 3 exons.
GGAAGACCAGUCUACACCUGGAGUCUCUCCUAGGGGACACCCGCAGUGGCCCCUGGCUUCAGAAGAAGGAUCCCAACGAGUGCCCUAAUAUAUUACCCCUAAGACCGGGCCCUACAGGGAAGGUCACCCUGCCCCUUGCGCCACAGAAGGGGACCCGCCCCGCUCCUCUGUCCCAGAGAGAGGGCGGUGCGCACCACAGCAGGCGCGUCGUAUGCCCGCGCUCCUCUCCCGCAGCCCUCCCGUGCGGCGUCAGGCAGAGGCGGGGUGGGGCGCGGUUAAAAGAAGCCUCAGGUGGAAACCGGGGCUCCACCCGCACUGUUCCGGAUUCGGUUCCCGCGGCGAACCGCCGGCGCCUGAUCCAACCUACGCGCAGGGCAGGAGCUCUGGGUGCCGCUGCGAGCCUGGAGCCGGCUCCCACCGAGCAGGUGACAUUCCCACUGUGACCCUAAACAGAGCGGCAGUGCAGUGCCAUCACCAUUACUACUGCUGACGUACGUCCAGAGGAGUAGGAGGGAAAGCCAGAAGUCCUUGCAGAGGGAUUUUGCAGUGGCCCUUGAGCUGGACGCACUGGAAGACCUUGGGAACGAGACUCAGAAUAAGCCUGCACGAUGGACUGGGGGACCCUGCACACCGUCAUCGGUGGCGUGAACAAGCACUCUACCAGCAUAGGGAAGGUGUGGAUCACGGUCAUCUUUAUUUUCCGAGUCAUGAUCCUCGUGGUGGCUGCCCAGGAAGUAUGGGGUGAUGAGCAGGAGGACUUUGUCUGCAACACUCUGCAGCCAGGGUGCAAGAAUGUCUGCUAUGACCAUUUCUUCCCGGUGUCUCACAUCCGGCUCUGGGCCCUGCAGCUGAUCUUUGUAUCCACCCCAGCCCUGCUGGUGGCCAUGCAUGUGGCCUACUACAGACAUGAAACUGCCCGAAAGUUUAUACGUGGGGAGAAGAGGAACGAGUUUAAAGACCUGGAGGACAUCAAACGGCAGAAGGUGCGCAUCGAGGGCUCCCUGUGGUGGACGUACACCAGCAGCAUUUUCUUCCGCAUCAUCUUCGAAGCCGCCUUCAUGUAUGUGUUCUACUUCCUCUACAAUGGGUACCACCUGCCCUGGGUACUGAAAUGUGGCAUUGACCCCUGCCCCAAUCUCGUGGACUGCUUCAUUUCGAGGCCAACCGAGAAAACGGUUUUCACUGUUUUUAUGAUUUCCGCAUCCGUGAUUUGUAUGCUGCUCAAUGUGGCCGAGUUGUGUUACCUGCUGCUUAAAUUGUGCUUUAGGAGAUCCAAAAGAACGCAGGCACAGAAAAACCACCCCAACCAUGCCCUGAAAGAGAGCAAGCAGAAUGAAAUGAAUGAGCUGAUCUCAGAUAGCGGCCAGAAUGCAAUCACAAGUUUCCCAAGUUAAGCCCUUCAAGGUCAAGUGUAGGCGAGCCCUUCUGAGCAUUGUACCCUCUUUGUAGACAACAUUGAUCUGACAACUCCUCUGCUAGGUCAAGAGUUUGUCUAUAAGUGACUCAUAGAAAGUAGAUACUUGAGUUCAAUUAUUGUAGGACACCUGAGCUGUUCACACACAAUGUAAGUCAAAAUUGUGGUCUAUCUCUGAAAACCAAGCCCUCAUGACAACUGGGCCUUGAAGUCACUUGGAUGAGUCCUAUGUGAACUGUAUGACUUAGUAUUUCCUGAAUCCUUCUAUAACUUGUUUAUAAAGAACAAUUUAUCUAGAAAUUAAUAGUUUUAUCAGUAAGAUAUUUUUAUAGGAAUGAAUAUUUUAGUUCUGACUUUGAAUUUAUAUAAAGUAUUUUUUUAAUGACUGGCCUUCCUUACCUGAAAAAAAAAAUACACCAAGUUAGCUUUACAAGUGCACCCCAAGUAUCUAAAGUUUGAACUUGUAAAGGGUCUAGCAUAUUACAAAUAUUGUUUUUACUCUGUCUGAGGACAGUUUAAUGAGCUAGUGUGUGCUCUUAAGGUGGGAUGUGUUCAUUGGACAAUAUACAUUGCCAUUUGCUGAAUAUGAAUGGAAUCGAAGGAAGUGGGACCCUUCUUAAAAUUAGCCUUUCCACCUAUGGUGAACAGUGCAGACAUGAAUAUGAUCACGGCAAUAAAGCUUAACCCUGUUGCUUCAGC